Molecule: messenger RNA, 3751 nt
Organism: Chenopodium quinoa (quinoa)
Lineage: Eukaryota; Viridiplantae; Streptophyta; Magnoliopsida; Caryophyllales; Amaranthaceae
Product: ubiquitin carboxyl-terminal hydrolase 15-like
Exons: 14
Coding region: 795-3530 (911 amino acids)
Biological process (GO): protein deubiquitination
Cellular component (GO): cytosol; nucleus
Molecular function (GO): cysteine-type deubiquitinase activity; cysteine-type endopeptidase activity
Source: RefSeq, a predicted model, not a curated record
AUGGUGAAUAAACAAACAGUUAUGAUAAAAAACCGUUUUUUUAUUUUAUUCAUCUAUUUUUUUUUUUUACAGCCAAAAGGUUAGUGAUGAACUUAUCAAAGUACUGAACUAAACAGUACAAAAUUGUUACUAUUAAAAAUUCAACUGUCAGAGCAAGUGGGACCCCAUGAAAGUACUCAAACUGCUAAUAACUACUCUCCACGUGUUCGGUGAGAUUGAAUUUAGGUACCAAUCUUAAAGACAAAAUUACACUAAUUAAAAAAAACCCAAAAUUAAGUUAAAAUAAAAUAAAAAAAAUUGAAAACCUCUUACAGCAGCAAACUGUUCAGUUGGAUGAGAGAGAAAGAGGAAAAGAGUGAGUGAGUGAGAGAGACACAAGAUUUUCUUAUUAACGUCAGCAGAAUCAAAGUAUCUCUUCAUUUCAAGGAGAAGUCACAAAAACUUCAAUUAUCACAUUCACAUUUGUUUUUAGCAUUUCAUUGCAUUAUUAAGAAAACUGUGACUUGGAGCCAUCAGUAGAGUAAGAUCAUAUAUUCAUGCUGCUCCUGUGGGGUUUGUCAAUUGGUCAUAUCGCUCCUGUCUAAAAGUAGAAGACCAAUUUGGGGGCAGCUUUAGUCUUUGCACAUUAAGGAACUUGAGGGGUGAAAAUUUUACAAUUGUCUUGGUAAAUGGUUUCUAUAUAAGUCCCUUCAAGUGAAGGGGUAUGUAAAUUUGUUGGACUUGCAAAGCUCGAAGAGAGCAGCAUUAGUUAGGCAGUUGGAAGUAUAGUUGGAUAUGAGUAUGCUGAAAGGGACAUGCUUGAGCCAAGGCAAGCUGAUAUACCUGCCCUGUUUCUGUUCCUUAUUGUGCUGCCAGUGGUUUUGUACAUCUUACUUGGAAAAUGGAGUGAGGCUUCAAAGAAGAAAGAGAGGGUAAAUUUACUUGUUGAAGAGGCAUUCGUAGAGUCUUUUAGGCCGGAAUCAAUGGCAACUGCUAGUGUUAUUCCUCCUGUUGCACCCUCUCCAACUACUGCUUUUUGGGAGUGUGCCAGAUGCCAUAGCCCGGCUACAACACGCUGCUCAAGAUGCAAGUCUGUCAGAUACUGUUCUGGAAGGUGUCAGAUAAUUCAUUGGAGGCAAGGUCAUAAAGAGCAAUGCCAGCCACCAGAUGAUAUCUACUCUUCUUUUAAGCCUUUUUCAACAGAAGAAAAUGUUGGGAGGGAUUCUUGUCACAAAGUUGCAUAUCAUCAGCUCAAUGACUGUCAAUCACAGCUCACUGAUGCCAGUUCUUCUGGUGCUUCCCCUGCUGAUACUUCAGCUUCUGUGGAUGCUUGUCAGAUAUCAAGACAAGAGAGGAUACCCUUAGAAAAGCGAGGUUCACGCAGAUCCUCUAAGAAAAUGCCGGAUUGCAAAGGUAGAGCAGCAUCUAUCUCCAAUGAUAUGUACUUGAGGAAUGAUUCAGAUCCUUCAAAGGAGGCUUCAACUAGGCAUAAGUUAAAAGGUAGGGAGCCUACGAACUUGGAGGAUGGGCUCAAAAGUCAGACACGAAACUUGUCAUCUUCUACUGAAAGAGGCAUGAAUGUGAAUAAAGGAACUUCAGAGUACAGUUUACCAAUAAGAGAAGCAAUGAACUGUAGUGAAGAAAUUUCAAAGAGAAACACUUUCUCUCAAACGUUCUCAAACUGCGAGAACAUCAAGUCAAAAAGUGCAGCAGACUCUAAAUAUGUCAAAUCUGAUUCUGGAAAGUCAAUACCUAAAGUAGCAAGAGAUCAAGCACACUUGGAAAAAGUGAGGAAGGGACAUGGAUCUGGUGAACCAGCUCCUAAAAUGGGCAAUUUCACCUCCUCACAUGAAACCAAUUGUAUCACAAGCAUCAGGUCAACGAAAUCUGUUGGCCUCAAAAAGUUAUCAAAGAUGUCCAGAAAAGCUACCUCUGAAAUGGACGUUGGUAGUUGUAAGAGAGUGAAGGUGCUGUUCCCUUUUGAAAAGUUCUCAAAGUUCUUUGAAGUUGAGGUGUUUGACUUGAUACCUAGAGGUCUUCUAAAUUGCGGAAACAGUUGCUAUGCAAAUGCUGUGCUGCAGUGUUUAACCUGCACAAAACCUCUUGUUGUCUACCUUCUGAGCCGAGCACAUUCAAGAACCUGCUCCCUCAAUAAUUGGUGCUUGAUGUGUGAGCUUGAGCAACAUGUGCAUAUGCUAAGAGACACUGCAGGGCCUUUGUCUCCAAGCAAUAUUUUGUCGCACAUACGGAGUAUAAAUUGCCAGAUAGGUGAUGGAAGUCAAGAAGAUGCACACGAAUUUUUAAGGCUUCUAGUUGCAUCAAUGCAAUCAAUAUGUCUAGAGGAAGCCGGUGGUGAGAAUCAGGUUCACCCCAUUUUGCAGGAAACAACAUUUGUUCAACAGACAUUUGGUGGGCGCCUUAAAUCAAUGGUAGUGUGUUUGAGAUGUCGCCAUGAAUCAGAACGAUAUGAGAACAUAAUGGAUCUGACAUUAGAAAUCUUUGGAUGGGUUGAAUCACUGGAAGAUGCACUGACUCAGUUCACUAAUCCUGAAGAUUUAGAUGGAGAGAACAUGUACAGAUGUGGAAGGUGUGCUUCUUACGUGCGGGCUAGAAAGCAGUUGAGCAUUGAUGAGGCUCCCAACAUUCUUACGAUUGUCUUAAAGAGGUUUCAGGAAGGAAAUUAUGGCAAGAUAAACAAAUGCAUUACUUUUCCCGAGAUGCUGGACAUGGUCCCAUUUAUGACAGGCUCAAAUGACUGCCCUCUGCUUUACAUGCUUUAUGGCGUGGUUGUGCAUGUGGAUACGUUAAAUGCAUCAUUUUCUGGACACUAUGUAUCUUAUGUGAAGGAUCUGCAGGAAAAUUGGUACAGGAUAGAUGAUACAGUGGUUCAUCCAGUGUCCAUGAGCCAGGUGAUGUCAGAAGGAGCAUAUAUCUUGUUCUACAUGAGGUCUUUUCCUCGACCACCAAGAGCCUAUAUAAAGAAUGCUAGAAAGCAGCAAGUUGUCAAGUCUUCAAGAUCCUGUAUCACCAAAACCCAUAAUUCUUCCAAAGUAGGACUAGAUGUUCCCCGGUCCAACAAUAGAUAUAAUCAAGCCGUUGAAAUGCAUGCGGAUCAUCCCGAAUUAUUUUCUGAUGCUACAACCAGUGAUUGGUCCCUUUUCACUAGUUCAGAUGAAGCAUCUUUCACCAGUGAAAGUACACGAGAUUCAUUCAGUACCGCUGAUUAUUCUGAUAAUGGCAAUGUUGAAUCAUUUUCCUCAAUGUUCGGCAUUCACUCUACUCGUGUGCGUCCCACUCAAAGAAUGGUUUCUUGUAGCAUGUUUUCAGGGAGCAAGCCAGUGACAAGAUAUGUUUCCGAGCAGACAGGGUAUAUUUUGGAUUCAGACCAUGCAAUGUAUCCUCUUGAAAAUAUGCAGAAAGGAAACAUGAGACAGGUUAGCGGUCCUUUUAGUGAAGCUUUUCUGUCUGACAGUGAGUACCAAAAUUUUGUAAAUUAUGAGAGUACGGCAAGUGAUAGUUUUAUUCAGACUUUUACGAAUGUUCAACUCUGAUAAUAUGAUUUUUAAUGUAGCAGUCGAUAGGUUUUAGCCUCGUAGGAACUGUGCUCCGAUUUUUGUCCAUUUUCAAUUUACUUGUUGAAUGGGGGCAACUGUUAAUAUUGUAGUAUCGAAGAUACUUGGGCUUAUUAUCGCGAUUAAUGACAAAAAUGUCAAUUUUUAGCUAAUCGCAUGCAUUGGCAUAUUCUACUGACUGAUGGUGCUUGAUUGCUUGU